This is a messenger RNA of Austrofundulus limnaeus, 4240 nucleotides long. It is a transcript of the gene tox2, whose product is annotated as TOX high mobility group box family member 2. The transcript has 10 exons. Gene Ontology annotation, cellular component: nucleus. Lineage: Eukaryota; Metazoa; Chordata; Actinopteri; Cyprinodontiformes; Rivulidae. Gene Ontology annotation, biological process: regulation of transcription by RNA polymerase II. Bases 447 to 2174 code for a protein of 575 amino acids. The record is from RefSeq and is a predicted model, not a curated record. Gene Ontology annotation, molecular function: chromatin DNA binding.
CGCUCCCUCCCGCAUGCCAAAGCUACAGAACGCCUGGGAAGCCGGGAGGGAGAGAACCGCAGCUUUGGGAGCAACACGACCACCUUUGCAUGUUUACCUCCGACCGGGGCUCGGUUAGUCCUCAAACAACUUCACAAACUGUCCUGCUCCUUAUAUUACCGUGACGGGAAGCUCCUUUCUCCUCUCUCAUGGUCUCCAACUGAACUUUAUAGGGAUGUCAGAGCAUCACCGCGCUGAAUGCUCAGAUAUUAGUGCUGAAGUAUUUAAAGGAGGGAUAUAAAAGCGUGGAGGGAGCCGGAUUUUGUCUUCUUGACGCACUUUUUUUGUUCGGGUUGACACAGAGAAGGAGAGGGAGAGCGCGUGUGUGCACGGGGGGAGAGAGAAAUCGCACACUUUUUUUUUUCCUGGAGCUACGCGUUCAUGCCUUCAGUCUUGCGGACUCUGAGAUGGACGUCAGAUUUUACCCAGCUCCCAAUUCCAGCGUGGGUUCAUGUACAUUACCAACUGACUCCAGUCUGGACUAUUACCAUUCCAACAAGAGCAGAUACGGUGCUGCAGAUCGAGGAGUAAGGCUCUACAGUUCUCUGCCCAUGCGCCCUAACCCUGAUGGAAAGAGACUGCCCUCUACUGGGUUUGACGGUGACAACAUGUACAUGAAUGAAAACAACCACGAGUUCCUCCCACCAAACCAGAGCUACACAGGUCAAACAGGCGGCGGCGGGGGAGGAGGCGGAGGUGGCGGCAACUCAAGUGGGAAUGGAACCGGGGACGAAGACUACGAGAUCCCUCCAAUCACUCCACCCAACCACCCUGAGCCGCCUCUCCUUCACCUGAUGGAGCACGACUCUACAGGCUACCUCUGUCACUCGCUGCCACACAAUGGGCUCAUCAACCCCUACUCCUACCCAGAGCUGCCCACUCUCAUGAUGUCCAACAUGUUGGCACAGGACGGUCACCUCGUCUCCAGCCAAAUGCCCUCGAUGCAGGAGAUGGCUUUGCACCACCGCCAACAGCAACACCAUCACCAGCAUCCCGACGGCGCUCUUUACGAUCCCGCCCGUCACCACCCCAUGAUAAACAACUCACCUCCGAUACUGCCCAACCCCAUGAGUGCACUGUCCCAGCUAAACCCUCAGGUCAGCCGGAGUGCACUGCCUCACGGCUCCCCCUCACCUCCCGGGAGUAAAUCAGCCACACCUUCCCCUUCAAGCUCCAAUCAGGAAGAGGAAACAGAUCCUCAUUCGAAGAUGGUCUUCCAGAUGACAGGUGAAAAGCGGCCGUCUUCGGAGAUGAUGAAGCCGAAGCCCAAACCCCAAAAGAAGAAGAAGAAGAAGGAUCCUAAUGAGCCCACUAAGCCUGUGUCAGCCUACGCCUUGUUCUUCAGAGACACCCAGGCGCACAUCAAAGGACAAAAUCCUAACGCCACUUUCGGAGACGUGUCGAAAAUAGUCGCCUCCAUGUGGGACGGCCUGGGAGAGGAGCAAAAGCAGAGCUACAAGAGGAAAACAGAGGCUGCUAAGAAGGAGUACCUGAAAGCCUUGGCCGCCUACAGAGCCAGUCUGGUUUCCAAGACAUAUAAUGACCCAGUGGAGACAAAAACAGCCCAAACAAGUCAGGCUUCUCCACAUAUGAUGACAGCCAACACGCCCCUGUACAGUGUGCCACCUCCCCCCCAGCCGUCGUCACCAUACCUGGGCCCCGGGCCCUUCCCUCUCACUGACCUGCAGAGUUACGCAGGACACGCCCCUCGCCACGCCCUGUCGCAGACGCUCAGCCAAUCGCCGAUGCUGCCCAGCAUUAGUGCCUCUCCACCUUCCUCCUUUCAGAUCAGCCCACCACUGCACCCCCACCAGCAGCUCUCCCUGCACCAGAGCUCGCUCCUCAACCAGCCUAUCCGCAUGCAGCAGGUCCAGUCCCAGCCAAUCAUCUCCCACCAGAUGGGGCUUCAGGCCUCUCUUCAGUCCCCACCUCCGGGGCAGCAGGGGUUUUCCCACCUUCAGUCAGAUUACCAGAAGAGCAUUGGAGGAUCCCAGUCUCCAGGAGCCCCUGGCCCAGGUCCAGGUGCUGGAGUGGCUCAGACCCAUGAGUGGGACGGUGAAUACUGCAAUCGGGAGUGUGGCAACCACUGCAGUGGCAACAUGAUAGGCAGGGACAAGCCACUCUACCUCACCUGAACCUGAAGAUUUUACUCUGCUGACAAAUACGACACCAAGGAGUCUACUCUCAUCCCUCGCCCCCUCCUCUCCCAGCCCCCCCCCCCCCCCCUUAUGACCCACCUUUAGAUCCCGUGUACUCUUGACAUACAGUAACAUCUCAUACAUACACAUAGACAUUCAGCCACCAUCUUUCUUUCUCUGAGUAAUUCCUAUUUUUCUCAGUUCAUAGAUUCUGUGAUUAUUAUUAUUAUUUUUCUUGACUAGAUGACUACUGUCUGUACCACUCAUUGUAUUAGCAGUCCCUCGCUGUUUAAAUUUGCAAAGCACUUACGAUGCAUUUCCUCGUGCUCCUCCUGAGUUGUGUGUCUCUAAGCCCCAUCCGAUGCAGGCUGUAGAGCUCCUCUUGUGUGUCACCAUCAAAAGUCCCCUCAGGGACCCCAUCCAGCUUUAAGUAGAAUGAAAAGAAAAAAAAAAUUAAAUAUACUAUCUCCAUUUUUGUCAUUUAUUUUUCUUUAUUUUUUUAUUUCUAUUGUUGUUGAUGCUCGUCUUAUUUAUUUCUUGCUUGCAGAAAUAUUUUACUUUUAUUGUCAUUGUUUUGUUUUGUUUAAAUUUUUUUAAUCCUUUAUUUUUUGCCAAAAAAAAAAAGUGAUGGGCCCUGUUAUGUAGAGAAAAAUUAACUCCUAGUACGUUCAGCGUAGGCCUUGAUGUUAUGGUAGCUUUGCUUACGGGCCUGAAGAAUCAACCACAAAUCUUGAGUGGAGCUAGGAAAGAAAACUUUUUUUUAAAUUAAUUAUUUUUUUAUUUUAUAUUAAAGACCCGUUGAGGUCUACCAAUCUUUCACAGUGUGAUUGUAAAUAUCACUUUUAUGGGAUCAAAUUUCAGAUUGGAAGGUAGAUUUGUUUCUUCUUUAAUAGUACCUGUAUGUUACUGUGUGUGUGUGUGUGUGUGUGUGUAUGUCUGAACGUUAGAGUGGACCACAUUGAUGACGUGAACAGUUGAGUGUGUGUAUGCAUGUGUGCGCGUGUGCAGAGGUGUGCGAGUGUCUCCCGUGUUUGAGUCUUUCUCGUGAAUUUUAACAGCCUUGUGCAGCUGGAUUUCAGAAGGAGUAUUUCACACUUUCAUUCUUGCAUUAAAUCUGUGCUCACUGGUGUGUUUUUUUAUUUAUUUUUUUCCAAUAAAGUUCAAUCUCAAACCAAAUACACAAUAUAUGUCCUGCAGAUCAUUAAAUGGAAAGAGCCAGGUGAGAGAAUCCAGAGCACAGAGACAGAAAAGAAAACGCUGUGAGAUAAAAUGAGAUGUAAAAAAUUUCGGGUGGCAGUCGGUGGGGGCGAGGAAAAAUUACUGCCUCAGAAUGCCCACCCCACACACACACACACACACACACACACACAUACACAAUUUUGUUUUAUUAUCUGACCACACCGUUGAUGUUGUCUCCUCGACAUGCAGAAGUGAAGAACUGCAGGACGUGAAUGGAGCCAUCACAUCCACGUUAACAGUGAUCUUCAUUUUUUUUUUAAUAUAGGUUUCUGGUUGGUGUUUGGUUGUGUUGAGCUCAUGUUUUUAACUUUUGUGUGAUUAACAGAAAUGCAUUUCGCUGACAAAAAAAAAAAAACAUCUCGUUUUUAUCUCUUCUGUGUAGCAGAAUUUCAGUUUUAGUUGCUGCAAGACAAUAACAUUUAAAGUUGUGUAAAAGAAAAAAAAACCUGCCAACUGUAGUUAUUUUAUUUGUAAAGCCAGUAUUGAUAAAUAUUUGAAAUGGUUAUCAGUACUUUUUUUUUUGCUAGUUGCUCAUCAGCUGUUUGACAGGUUUUCUUAUUUAUGAAACAAAGAUUAGAUCACUUUUUGCUUCUUACAAUGGAGGUGUAUUUUUAUUCUUAUUUGACUUUGUUUUUGCUCUUUGCUUUGGUUUGAUAUAUAAUUAUGAUGAUGAUGAUCACGACAAUGAUUUUUGUUAUUAUUUUUUUAUAUAUUUUGGAUGCUGCUUUAUUUUUCUUUCCUUGCCAGCAGCAUCAGUUCCUGUCACAAUGCUUCUUUUAUUUCAAACCUGCAUAAUAAAGUAAAAAAAAAAGUUUAAAAGUGAA